CCAUUUUUGAACCAGUAAACUUUCAUGAUAGUCUGCAGAAGAAGAAGAAGGAUGACAAGAACAAAUUGCACCAUUACAUGGUUUACAUUGUUACUCUUGUUAUGCUCUGCGCACCCGUUUUGUUUUGCUAGGGACACACUCACAUAUGACACUCCAAUUACAGACGGCAUUCGAUCAGAAACUCUUGUUUCAGCUGGAGGAGAAUUUGAACUGGGAUUUUUUACACCUUCAUCAACACAAAGCUCUGGCCUUGCUAGAAGAUAUGUUGGCAUUUGGUAUCACAAUAUUAGUCCAAGGACAGUUGUUUGGGUUGCUAACAGAGAGAAGCCAGUUGUCAAUUCAACUAGCACUGGAGUUUUUGCGAUCAAAGAAGGUAACCUCCAAGUGUUGGAUAGUUUUACUGAUGAGUCUUAUUGGUCAACAGAGCUUCAAACACCCAAGUCUUCAAAUUUGGUGGUGAGGCUUAUGGAUUCUGGGAAUCUGGUGUUGUUUAAGGAUGGUGAUGAUCAUUUGUGGCAGAGCUUUCAAAACGCAACUGAUACAUUCAUUCCUGGGAUGGUGAUGGAUACAAACUUAGAAUUGACUUCAUGGAGAAACCAAGAUGACCCAGGAAUUGGGAACUUCACCUUCAAGCUAGAUCAAGAAGGAGACAAUCAUUUUGUUAUUUCAAGAAAAUUAAUUCCUUAUUGGAAAAGUGGAAAGCCAGGUGAGUUUUCCACUUCAGCUGAAAUGAUUCCUCCCAUAGCUCGUAUGUUUUUAAAUUUCAGCAAGAGUGCUGCCAUACCUAUAGGUCGAGGAUAUAAUUAUUAUACUUUUACAGCUAUGACAACAUUGAAAAUCAAAUAUAAAAGAACGGUGAUGAAUUUUAAUGGAAAGAUACAGUUUCUGAACUGGCUUGAACAAGAGAAGCGGUGGAGUUUGCUUUGGACGCUGGAGCCAAGAGAUCGAUGCAGUGUGUUUAAUGCUUGUGGGAACUUUGGCAGCUGUAACAGUAAUAAUUGGCCGUUGGUGUGCAAAUGUUUGCCAGGUUUUAAACCCCAGUUUGCAGAGCAAUGGGAAACUGGAGACUUUUCAGGUGGAUGUGAAAGGAAGUCGACAAUAUGUAGCGAGGACACUUUCUUGAGAUUGAAGAUGAUGAAAGUGGGAAAACCAGACACACACAUCGAUGUUGACAAUGAAACAGGAUGCAGGAACGAGUGCUUAAAUAACUGCCAGUGCCAGGCUUUCUCAUAUAGUACAGGUGUAAACAGCACCAGAAGGGAUUAUACACCUACUUCCUUGUGCUGGAUAUGGUUGAGGGAUCUAAAUAAUCUUGAAGAAGAGUAUGGACAUUGUGGCGAAGACCUCUCUGUUCGAGUUGCCUUAGGUAUUGCAUUUCUCCAAUCAACCGUAAGAGACUGCAAGCCUUGUGGCACAACCGUCAUUCCUUAUCCCCUCAGCACUGGAUCAGCCCAAGUACACGAAGAUUUGUCAUCCAAGAAAAAGAUGUGGAUAAUUGUGAUCCUAGGAGCACAUCCAAAAGUCAGCAGCUCAACCUGUCACUGCCAUUUAAAGUCAGAAGAGCAAUCUAGAAGAAAAAUGUCAUUGUCUCUGAUACUGAUAGUUGUGGCCGUCCUUAGAGUUGUGAUUUUUCUGGCAUGCAUUGUUUGUGUUUAUAUAUGGAGAAGAAAGACAACCAAGAGACGAGAUAAAAUAAAUCGAGCACAACUUGAUAGUGAAAGACGAGUUCAAGAGUUGAUGGACACAACUGAAUUCACGGAAGAAGAUGAGAGAGAUAUAGAUGUACCCUUUUUCGAUUUGCAAAGCAUACUGGAUGCUACAGAUAAUUUCUCAAAUGCAAACAAACUUGGACAAGGGGGCUAUGGACCUGUUUACAAGGGCAAGUUUGUUGGAGAUCAAGAAAUCGCGGUAAAGAGGUUAUCAAGGGCUUCAAGACAAGGCUUACAGGAAUUUAAGAAUGAGGUGGUGCUGAUUGCCAAACUUCAACACCGAAACCUUGUUAGGCUUAAAGGAUUUUGCAUCGAAGGAGAAGAAAAAAUUUUACUCUAUGAGUACAUGCCUAACCAAAGUCUAGACUUCUAUAUAUUUGAUCAUACAAAAAGCAUGGUUCUCAAUUGGGAGAUGCGCUUCAACAUCAUUUUGGGAAUCGCUCGAGGACUUCUUUAUCUUCAUCAAGAUUCCCGAUUGAGGAUCAUUCACAGAGAUUUGAAAACCAGCAACAUUCUCUUAGAUGAGGAGAUGAACCCCAAAAUAUCUGACUUCGGCUUGGCGAGGAUUGUUGGAGGCAAAGAAACUGAGUCGAAUACAAACACAGUAGUUGGAACUUAUGGUUACAUGUCUCCGGAGUACGCAUUAGGUGGAACUUUUUCAGUGAAAUCAGAUGUGUAUGGCUUCGGUGUGGUUCUUCUUGAGAUAAUCAGUGGAAAAAAGAACACAGGAUUUUAUCAAUCCCAACAAACUUUCAGCCUCAUAAGUUAUGCAUGGAAACUGUGGACAGAAAACAAGGCUUUGGAACUAAUGGACAAGACUUUGGAUGAAAGUUGCAACAAAAGUCAAUUUAUUAAGUGUGUCAAUGUUGGGCUCUUAUGCGUGCAAGAAGACCCUGUUGACCGCCCCGCCAUGUCAAAUGUUCUUACCAUGCUUGACAGUGAAAUUUCAAUCUCUCCAACUCCUAAACAACCAGCCUUUCUCUUUAGGAGAGGCAACAACUCCAGCAGAGCUGCUUCUUCUACUAAGCCAGAAACAAUUGCCGAAAUAACUACAAGUCUAGAAGAAGCUUUCAUGAUGGCCUGCAGAAGAAGAAGAAGGAUUACAAGAACAAAUUGCACCAUUACAUGGUUUACAUUGUUACUCUUGUUAUGUUCUGCGUACCCGUUUUGUUCUGCUAGAGACACACUCACAUAUGACACUCCAAUUAGAGAUAGUGUUGGAUCAGAAACUCUUGUUUCAGCGGGAGGAAAAUUUGAACUGGGAUUUUUUACACCUUCAUCAGCGCAAAGCUCUGGCCUUGAUAGAAGAUAUGUUGGCAUUUGGUAUCACAAUAUGAGUCCAAGGACAGUUGUUUGGGUUGCCAACAGAGAAGACCAACCAGUUGCUGUCAAUUCAACGAGUACUGGAGCUUUUGCAAUCAAAGAUGGUAACCUCCAAGUUUUGGAUAAUACUAGUGGAAAGUCUUAUUGGUCAACAGGCCUUGAAACAUCCGAGUCUUUAAAUUUGAUGGUGAGCCUUAUGGAUUCUGGGAAUCUGGUGUUGUUAAGGGAUGGUGAUGAUGAUCCAUUGGCAGUGAAUAAUAUUUUGUGGCAGAGCUUUCAAAAUCCAACUGAUACAUUCAUUCCUGGGAUGAAAAUGGAUAACGACAUGGAAUUGACUUCAUGGAGAGACCAAGACGACCCGAGAAUCGGCGACUUCACGUUCAAACUAGAUCAAGAAGGAGACCAGUUUGUUACCUUAAAAAAUUCGACUCCUUACUGGAGAAGUGGAGAGUCAGGUAAUAAAUUUUCUAGCUCGGCCGGAAUGUUUCCUCCACUAGAUGAUCUAUUAUUCAAUUUCAGCAAGAGUACUGCCAGAUCUAGAGGACCAAAUAAAUAUAAUAAUUUUACAACUGUGACAAGAUUGGACUAUAAUUAUACAAGAAUGCUGAUGAGUUUUACUGGGGAGGUACAGUUUUUGACCUGGAUUAAUCACACAAAGCAAUGGAAUUUGUUAUGGAAGGAGCCAAGAGAUCGAUGCAGUGUGUUUAAUGCUUGUGGGAACUUUGGCAGCUGUAACAUUAAUAAUUGGCCGUCGGUGUGCAAAUGUUUGCCAGGGUUUAAACCUCAGUUUGCAGAGCAAUGGGAAGCCGGAGACUUUUCAAAUGGAUGUGCAAGGGAGUCGACAAUAUGUAGCAAGGACACUUUCUUGAGCUUGAAGAUGAUGAAAGUGAGAAAUCCAGACGCACAAAUAACUUCUGAACAUGAAAUACAAUGCAGGAAAGCGUGCUUAAAUAGCUGCCAGUGCCAGGCUUUCUCAUAUGGUGCAGGUGUAAACAGCACUAGCAGGGAUACUGCUACUUCCUUGUGCUGGACAUGGUCGAGCGAUCUAAAUAAUCUUGAAGAAGAGUAUGAUAAUGGCCAAAACCUCUCUGCUCGAGUUGCCUUGUCUAGUUUAGAAUCAACCGUAAGAGACUGCAAGCCUUGUGGCACAACCAUCAUUCCUUAUCCCCUGAGCACUGGACCGGAUUGUGGUGACCCCAUGUAUUCCCGUUUCAAUUGCAGCACCAUCAUAGGCCAGCUUAGCUUCGUGGGACUGACAGGCACAUUCUUUAGAGUUAUUAGUAUCAACCCAAGUACACAAAGAUUCGUCAUCCAAACCAAAAAUUGUGAUCCUAUGAACAGAGUCCAAAGUCAGCAGCUGAACCUAUCUCCAUUCACAGUGACCAGAUGGUGCUAUGUUCCCCUGGGAAAUUUUAGUUCUCAAGUUUCAUCCGGAGGUACUAAUGCAGUAGAAAUAGGUUGGGAGCUGCCGCUGGAACCAGCCUGUACAAUAUCUGCAGACUGCAGGGGUUGGCCACAUUCAACUUGCAGUCCAGCAAGUGAUGGAAAGAAAAGAUGCCUUUGCAAUGCCAAUUAUCAAUGGAGUGGCUUUAACUUAAAUUGUACUCAAGAAGGUAAUCUUCAACAGACACCAAAAUCGCAAAUAGAAGAACAACCAAGAAGGAAAGUGCCAGUGUCUCCGAUACUGAUAGUUGUGGCAGUUGUUACAAGCGGAAUUUUUCUUGCAUGCAUCGUUUGUGUUUAUAUAUGGAGAAGAAAGAUAACCAAGAGACAAGAUAAAAUAAAUCGAGCACAACUUGAUAGUGAAAGGCGAGUCCAAGAGUUGAUAGACACAGGUGAGUUCAAGGAAGAAGAUGAGAAAGGUAUAGAUGUACCCUUUUUCGAUUUGCAAAGCAUAUUAGACGCUACAGAUAAUUUUUCAAAUGCAAACAAGCUUGGACAAGGGGGCUAUGGCCCUGUUUAUAAGGGAAAGUUUCUUGGAGAUCAAGAGAUUGCAGUAAAGAGGUUAUCAAGGGCUUCAGGACAAGGCUUACAGGAAUUUAAGAAUGAGGUGGUGCUGAUUGCCAAACUUCAACACCGAAACCUUGUUAGGCUUAAAGGAUAUUGCAUCAAAGGAGAAGAAAAAAUUUUACUCUAUGAGUACAUGCCUAACAAAAGCUUAGACUCCUUUAUAUUUGAUCAUACAAAAAGCAUCUUUCUCAAUUGGGAGAUGCGCUUUAACAUCAUUUUGGGAAUCGCUCGAGGACUUCUUUAUCUUCAUCAAGAUUCCAGAUUGAGGAUCAUUCACAGAGAUUUGAAAACCAGCAACAUUCUCUUAGAUGAGGAGAUGAACCCCAAAAUAUCUGACUUCGGCUUGGCGAGGAUUGUUGGAGGCAAAGAAACCGAGUCUAACACAAACACAGUAGUCGGAACUUAUGGUUACAUGUCUCCGGAAUACGCAUUAGAUGGAACUUUCUCAGUGAAAUCAGAUGUGUUUAGCUUCGGUGUGGUUCUUCUAGAAAUAAUCAGUGGAAAAAAGAACACAGGAUUUUAUCAAUCCCUACAAACUUUCAGCCUCAUAAGUUAUGCAUGGAGACUCUGGACAAAAAACGAGGCCUUGGAACUAAUGGACAUGACUUUGGAUGAAAGUUGCAACAAAAAUCAAUUUAUCAAGUGUGUCAAUGUUGGGCUCUUAUGCGUACAAGAAGACCCCAUUGAUCGUCCCACGAUGUCAAAUGUUCUUACCAUGCUUGACAGUGAAAUUGCAAUCUCUCCAACUCCUAAACAACCAGCCUUUCUCUUAAGGAGAGGCAACAACUCCAGCACAGCUUCUUCUUCUACUAAGCCAGAAACAUUUGCCGAAAUAACUACAAAUCUAGAAGAAGGUAGAUAA
Molecule: messenger RNA, 5904 nt
Organism: Prunus dulcis (almond)
Lineage: Eukaryota; Viridiplantae; Streptophyta; Magnoliopsida; Rosales; Rosaceae
Exons: 16
Coding region: 25-5904 (1959 amino acids)
Biological process (GO): protein phosphorylation; recognition of pollen
Molecular function (GO): protein kinase activity; ATP binding
Source: RefSeq, a predicted model, not a curated record